AUGAAUUUCGCAAUCUCAGCUGCAGUUGCUAUUCUAGCAGUGGUGCUUACCAUCGCACUCCGCACUCGCCGCAGGCUGCGGGAGAAAGGCUUUCCGCCAGGGCCGGAUCCGCUCCCACUUCUAGGCAAUGUUCACCAAGUUAAUUCCACAUGUCCGAGGCUCACAUUCACGGAGUGGAAGCGCGUAUACGGGGAUAUCGUUUACUGCAGCAUGCUAGGCAGAGAAUUUGUGAUCGUCAACUCGGAGAAAGUGGCGGAGGACCUGAUGGAUAAACGCUCGCGAAACUACUCAAACAGGAUGGACAUGUAUGGGUUAAUUUCCGAUACCGUCAGCUUGAAUCAUGACGACUUAUGGCGAGCACAUCGACGUGUUCUCCAGCAAACAUUACGCCCAGAAGCUCUCGUUGUCUACCGGCACACACAACUCCGUUGCGCAGCGACUCUGCUGCAAAAUUUGCAUGAUACCCCAUCAUCGUGGUGGGGACAUAUUCGCACAUUCUCAGCUGCCACCAUCAUGGGAGCUAUGUAUGACCACGACCUUCCCGCAGAUCCCAAAGACGACAAAGCGUUCUGCACCGUGGUUGAAGGAAAAGAUCUCAAAGUCCAUCUUGGCUCCCUAGGGAUGAUUUCCCUUCUUACCGUGUUUCCUAUGCUGAAAUAUGUGCCUACGUGGUUUCCAGUCGGACGCUAUAUGAACGCUGCAAAAUUUGUUCGAGCUAUGGACGAGAUGAUCGAGACGCCUUAUGACAUACUACAAAAACGAACAGCUACUGGAGAAGCAAGGCCUUGUGUGAUAUCCGAAGCGCUAUCUAAAUUUCAAGAUGAUUCCAAGUUGGACAACGUUGAGCAAGUCAUCAAACAUGCUUCUGGAGAGGAGACGGUAGGUUCAAACAAACUUCUUCUCUAUCAAUACUCACCGACUAGUUUGGCGUGUAAGACGGGGUCAACUUUGCUUACAUUUACCCUUGCCAUGGUCCUUCACCCGCAUGUUCAAAAACUCGCACAAGAUGAGAUAGACAAAGUGAUAGGAGUGGACCGUCUUCCAUAUUUCAACGAUAAGCCGGAUUUGCCUUAUCUCGAAGCCGUGUUUCGCGAGACGUUGAGAUGGAGGCCUGUUGCUCCCCUCGGGAUACCGCAUGCUGCAACGAACGAAGACGUGUAUGAAGGUUAUUACAUCCCUAAAGGUAACCGCUUUAUUAAUUUCAUUAGGGCCAUGGCUCAAGACAAGAAUAAAUACCCCUCCCCGGAUACCUUUGAUCCUAGCCGAUUCUUUGACUCCGAUGGGCAGCUUACGAACGAUACGUGCGAGUUUGUGUUCGGCUUCGGACGCCGCGUUUGCCCAGGAAGGCACUUUGCGCAAGCAUCAGUUUGGACAGCAAUGGCGCACAUUCUCGCAACUUUUAGUAUUCUACGAGAUAAUGAUGCCUCAGGAGAGCCAAUUGAGCCAGCUCCAGAUUGGGCAGAAGGGGUGACAUGGUGA
Molecule: messenger RNA, 1479 nt
Organism: Coniophora puteana RWD-64-598 SS2
Lineage: Eukaryota; Fungi; Basidiomycota; Agaricomycetes; Boletales; Coniophoraceae
Product: cytochrome P450
Exons: 9
Coding region: 1-1479 (492 amino acids)
Molecular function (GO): monooxygenase activity; iron ion binding; heme binding
Source: RefSeq, a predicted model, not a curated record